AUGGCACCCGAAUCCAGCGCCCCGGAGGAGGACCGCCCUGCCGCCAUACUCGCCGGUCUGGCAUUGGAAAACAUCCUGCCUGUCAGCAUGAGCAAACAAAGUAGAUCCAAAUCUCGGUCGCGACCCUCUACUACUGCGCACAUGGAGCGAUCAAUGUCGUCUAUGGAAGGUAGCUUCAUGUCGGACCACUGGGGUCCACAGUUGCAGACGCUUAACGGUACCAGCAAUGCAGCUGAUCGGGCCUCAAGCUCAAAGGAUGAAGACAAGUUAACCCCAAUCACCAACUGGGCCCAUUUGUCCUACAUCAAGAGCCAGCGCAACAACCUGCGUACCGAGCUCAAAGCUCAUCAAAUCGCCGGCGCAGAAGCAAAGCAAUCGAUCACCUCUCUGCGACGCAUGGCAUUCCGUAUGGCUGUUAACAUCUCAGUGAAGGAGAAGCAAAUCGCGACGAGUGCCCGGAACCUGGUUAGAAGUAGGAAGAGCCACUACCUCGAGGGGAAGGAUGCAGAAAAGAGGAUUGAGGAACUGAAGAGGUCCUUACGGAUUGAGGAGGGCAGGAACAAGGAUAUUUUGGAAGCUCUGGAGAGGGCUUCUAUGCUGACACUUCAAUACGUCAACCCCAAACCGUCGACCCAACAUCGCCGUCUCCCAAGCCCACUUUCGCCUCCUCCGUCACCGCCUACUCGGCUUGCAGGUCUACCCGAAAGCCCACUACAGCCGCCCAGGACACCGACGCGUCCAAGUUCUUCCGAAAGUCACGAUACAGAUUGGGAACUCGUUCCCGACCACCGCCCUGUCGCCAAUAUACGUACGUCUGAUAGUCGAUUGAUUCGAGCGAAGCGUGAAUCUGAUCAAGCUCUUGCCGCCUGCCGAAGUCGUAUCGCCGCGUUGCACGCAGAGUGUAUCAGGGGUAGAGAAGAUGGCCGACUAUUGGAAUCAGAAAGGGAUGACCUUGCUGAGGAAGUGCGCAACCACAAGGCCCAAAUCGUUAAGCUGGAACACUCGAGAGCUAGCGUAACGGCUACAAUGGAAGCUGCUCAACUACAGCUAGAAGCCUUGACUACAACCGAAGAGACAUUGAGACACAAGCUACAGGCGAAGAACAAGGAGAUUACGGAGCUCGAGCAGAGCAACGCGCAAAAGCUAAGCAUCAUCGAUGUGUUGGAGGGAGAGAAAGCGAUCUUGGAACAGCGCGUCGAUGAUUGCGAAGCCCGCCUACAGGAGCUUGAAGAGCACACUGCCACUCUGGAGUCGAGCUUGCGCGAGCUGCAACACAAACUUAAUGAGUCAGAUCAACGCGAGAGUAGUCUUCGCGAACAGCUUGCAACAAAGGACGCGAUGCACACGGACGCGCAAAAACGUCUUGACAGAGGAACCCAGUACGUCAGUCUCCUUGAGCGGAAGAUUGUUGGAUACGAAGCGACUCUUGCGGAUAAUGACAAGAAAAUCAAAGUUGGUGGCGACGUCAUCUCAGCUUUGCGCGAUCAAGUUAACGAGGCAACCAGUAACAGGAAGAAUUCAGAGGAGGCUUUGUCAAUCUUACGGUGCGAAAUUGUAUCAUUGCAGUCAGACAUCAACAAAGAGACACAGCAACGUAGUGCCCUGGCGAAGGAGCUGGAUGAAAUGCGAGGCACAAAGGCCAAGCUUACGGACGAUUUCCGCGCUUUGGACGAACAUUACCAAACAGAGAUCGAUGCCAAAAACAGAGUCCAGUCCGAGUUACAUGUGCUAUAUUCGUCCUACGAAAACCUGGAAACAGAUCUCGAGAACGCCCGUGAGCGUGUCGACCAACUCGAACAGAUUGAUGGCGAGACCCAAGCUAAGCUCCAAGCUUUGGGACAGAGUCUGCAUCAUGAAACGACCGCCAAAUCACAACUGCACUCGGAACUCCAGAAGUUACGAAAGGCGCACAGCAAUCUAGGAUCAAGUCUUCGGGUUUUCAAGGAAAAGAAUCGCUCACUCGAACGAAUCGAGUCUGAGAACCACGCGAAGCUGGAGAGUCUUCAAGAGUCGAAGGCGAAGAUCGAAGCCCAGUUGAAAUCUACGCAAGACUCAUCGUCACAACUAUCCGAGGAAGUGAAGAAAAACAGUGGUGCGCUUGCUGCCAUCGAGGCAGAGAAGAGCAGGCUUGAAGACAAGCUUUCCAAAUCAGAAAGUCGAGUACGUGCCCUCGAGGUUGAGCUGCACGAGGCUCGUAGCGCGAAGGCCGAGGUUGAAGCGCGACUGGGCGACGAUCUGCACACAAGCAACGAGCAACUCCGGGAGAUGGAAGCCUCGGUGGCGUCUCUAAAAGGGUCUCUGCAAGCGUCUGAGCAUCUCAAGAUUUCCCUACAAGAAGAGCUGCGACAAGCUCAGUCCUCCAAGGCCGAUAUUGAAAUGCGACUGAAACAAAUCAGGGGAUCGAGGGCGGACCUCCAAAGCAAAUACGACCAGACUAGGGCUCAACUGAGCGACGUGCAAAACGAAAGCCAGGAUCUGACGGCAAGAUUGCAGCAACUGGAGACGGACCUGAAUUCGAGCCAGGUCUCCAAAGCCGAGAUCGAGACCCAGCUGAGCGCUGCACAAGAAGAUGGCAAGGUGCUGAAGACACUUAUAUCAAAAUUCAAGAUUGCGCUCCAAGACAGUCGUAACGCAAAAGCAAAGGCCGACGAGAGUUUACGAAUCGUUCAGUCGGACGGCGAAGCUUCUGGUGCCAAAGUUGCUGACCUGCACAACCAGCUGGACGAGAGCUCACAUGCCAGAGAGGAAGCAGAGACCAAGCUGCGAGAUGCUGAGACAGUGAAUGCCGAUCUAGAACGCCAUCUUCAUUCAGCGCAGUCGAGGCUAGAAGAUGUCGAACAAAUAGUCAACGAGCGCCAGUCAGACUUGGCUACUCUACACGUAGACAUUGCACGGAUCCAGCAAGCUAAGGAAGAAUCAGAUCGGAAGCUUAAUUCCUUGCAAGUUUCUCAUGCCGAGCUUGCGAGCGAACUAGAGUCAGCUCAAUCUCAAUUAACAGCAGCUAAGGCCGAAGCAGAGUCCCUAAGUCACAAGCUGUCCACGACUGAAGAAGAACUGCUCGCUGUUCAUCGCAGCAAAGCUGAGGUUGAGAGCCAGCUCGAGCAAUCAACACAAACCAACACAGAUCUGGAAAGCCAACUAAGCGUCACUCGAGAACACAAGGCUGAAGUUGAAAGCCGGCUUCGCGCUUUGUCAGACUCCAACGCCGAGCUAGAGAAGAAACUCGUAGCAUCACGAUCACACGUGGAUGUACUCGAAACAGAAAAGACUGACGUUGCCUCAAAGUUGAUCGGCGCAGAGGAGGAACUUAUGAUUCUCCGCCAGGCCAAGACAGACGUUGAUGAACAGCUCGCUGCUACGUUGAGCUCCAAAGAUGAGCUCGAACAAGAUCUCUGUACAACUCGAUCACGCUUGAAGGAGCUUGGGGCAGAGAAAUCUGGACUGAGUCUCAAGUUGGACAGUGCAGAGAACGAAGUUCACAAUCUUCGAAACAUCAAGAUCGACGUUGACAAGGAGCUCUCUGAUGCGCUAGGCUCCAAAGUCAAACUUGAGAAAGAGCUCAAAGCCAUCCGAUCGCAACUGGAACAAAGCUCACUGGAGAGUUCAGACCUAACCUCGAAGUUAGCCGGUGUGCAACACGAGCGUACAACUCUGCAACAGGCGAAGACUGCCAUGGAAGAACGACUUUCAGCGAGAUUAGCCAGUGCAGAAGCUGGGACGGAAGCGCUCCGACAGGCCAGGCUCGACAGCGAAGAGAAGCUGGCUGCUGCCGUAGAAUCCAAGACCAAACUCGAGCAGGAAUUGACAGGCGUCCAGUCUAACUUGGAGGACAGCGUUUCAGAGAAGGCGAGUUUAACGUCAAAGCUAGCCAACGCAAAUGAAGCCCUUGAGGCGCUACAAAAGGGCAAGGAUGCUGUUGAGGAGCGGCUCCGCGACGCUCACCUAGAGCUCGAAAAUCUACGACGAGCGAACAAGGAUGUAAAUUCGGAACUCCUUGCAGCAGAAUCCAACAUGAGCAGUCUGCGAAAAGCCAAAGAUGCUGCUGAAGGAAAGCUUGAGGACGUCUAUAAGGACCUGGAGACCCUUCGACAACAGCAAAUUGAUACGGAGUGUGAGCUUAAUGACGCGACCCAGAAGCUAGCGAGAGCACAGCAUGCACACACUGAGGUCGAAGAGAAACUCGCUGCAGCACUAGCAGCCAGUGUGGCCUUGGAGAAGGAUCUCUCGACAAAACGAACCGAGAUUAACGAUGCUGAUUUUCGCAACGCCGAGCUGACAUCACAACUUUUUGCCAAGGACACAGAGCUCCUCGAAAACAGGAGAAGCCAGCACGAUGCAGAGCGCCGUUUUGAAAGCAUGGAAGCAUCCCGCACCGGCCUGGAGAAGCAGCUUAUUUCAACGCGCUCUCGUUUAGAUGACCUAAAAUCGCGACAUCAAUCCCUCCAGAGCAACCUUUUCAACACCGACGAAGAACUAGUUAGCAUCAGAAAUGCCAAAGUCCAGCUCGAAGCUAAACUCGAAAGCGUCAUGCGUGAGAGUGGCACAUCCGAGAAGAACCACGACACACUAGCUCUACGCCUCGGCACUUUGGAGGCAGACAAGGCGAACGUCGACGCUGACCUAGCGCAGAACAUAAAGGAACUUGAAUGUGUACAAACCGAAAGAGCCAGCCUGGAGCAGCAGCUCAAGGAUACGUCGGAACAUAUCCAAGAUCUUGAGGCUGAGCUCACUUCCGCGAACUCGCGACUUGACUCAGCUGCAGCUGAAACAGCUGACCUCAAUGCAAAACUCCACACUACCAACCAUGAGCUGUCCGCUUUGCGACAAGAGCAAGACAACACUGAGCAGCGUUACAAGGAAGCUUUGGCGCAGAGCGAAAGUCUUCGUGGCGAGUUGUCAUCUUCACAAUCAUGUGUAAGUGGGCUGGAAUCUCAGAAGGAGGACCUUGCAUUACACCUAUCCAGCGCUGGCAGAGAGCUUAGCCGUCAGCAAUCACGUGUAGCUGAGCUCGAAUCCGAGAAAGAGGAAUUGAUGCAUCGACUCUCGAGCGCGCAAGAGGAGCUGGAUCAACAGCGAAUUACUAGCACCAAGCUGGAGGACCAGUCCAGGAUUGCAUCGAAUCGCAAUACUGACCUCGAGCGGAACUUGCACGCUACCCAGAUGCGUCUCGACAUUGCGGUGUCGGAGGGCCUCGUGCAAGACGCUCGAGCACUUGAGGCAGAUGAAGAGUUCAAGAUCCUACGCGAGACAAAUGCUAAAUUGGAGGCGACCGAAAGUGACCUACUUCAUCGACUUGCCUCUGCUGAAGACGAGCUGAGUAGCGUGCGGGAAACAAACAAACGCCUCGAGGAGUUUUUGCACCGAGUUGAGUCUGAUAUGGUUAAUACGGAGGCUGCGUUCGAAGAGAGUGAGAAACGUCUUAAGAGUUUUGUACAGGAUUCAGAAGUCAAACUUGAAGAAUCGCGAAACUCGAAGCUGAAGUACAAGCGCAGGCUUUCGGAAAGAGAGCGCGAGAUUGAGAACUUGUCCAGCGAGAACUCCGAGCUACAUCGUCAGAUCGACGAUCGGACGGAGGAACUGACCACUCUCAACAAAGGCAAAGAGAAGAUGACGGAAGAGCUGCAGGGCAAAGAACAGUUCAUCGAAGAGCUCAAAUCGUCGAGCGACAAGCGUUGGAAAGAGAUGCACUCGGCGUACGACGAACUCAAAAGAGAACACGGUAGUCAGCUGCAGGAGCAGCUAGUUACGGACGAAUUGCACGAGCACGACACCAGCCAUUUGCGCACGGAAAUGCAGACCAAGGACGCUACGAUUGCAGAACUUCAACAGGGCAAGCAUGAAUUCGCGAUAUCGUUCGCAGUCCUAGAACAAGAAGUACGUGAGCUUCGAGAAGACAAGAAAGCAUUCGAAACACUUGUAGCUACUCUUCAGGAGAAGAUCCACCACCUUGAGGUCCUCGGGGAAUGGCAGAGCUCUCCGGAGACUAGUGCGCCCGCCACACCCUCGCGAACCAGAGACCACAUUGAGUGGAAGGUUCAAGGUCCUACAAGCCCCACGACGAAUCGUGACUUGAGCCCGAUACCCAGUAGCACCGGACAUAGUCUGCGCAGUCAGCCAAGCAGGGCAUCGACCCGUGCUAGCAUAGGCUCAAACCCUGAAGAUCUAGACGAGUGGACCAAGGAGGUAGAGCGCAUUCGCAUGCAGCGAGAUGAGCAAGUAGUCAAGCUGAAGGGUAUGCGCAAAGAGCGCGACAACCUUAAGAGGACUCUCAAGCAAAGCGAGCACCACUUGCAUGAGCUAGAAAAGCGGGGACGGUCACAACGACCCCGGCAGGUUCUUAGGAAGCGAUCUGGACGUCCUUCUCCAACUCAUUGGGCCACAGACGAUUACCCUCCUCCGCCGAAGACGCCUACUCGAACUCGCCCUUCUACUUCUGCCGGUACACCCAACACCCGACCGAGUCCGUUUUCGUUUGGCUCCGCAAGAAGCAGACACAGCAGCUACACUUAUUCGCCUCCCACGCCCUGGACGGACCGCCCAAGCACAGCAUCACCCAGGAAGGAGCCGAAACGCUGGACCAGCUUCUACCACGGAGAUACCAGACCCAACGUGGAUGCACUGGGUAUUGCAGAGGAGAGCGACAAAGAAGAGAGAGAGAAGUUAAGGCCGAGGAAACCAAUGACGAGUCGCAGCUUCAGGUCAAUAAGAAGUGCUGCAAAAGACCAGGAUAGACAAAAGCCAAAGCGAAGGUGGAGCUCUGGGCUUAGGAAGUUGUUUUUGGGUGAGCGGCCCGCGGUGCGCUAA
This is a messenger RNA of Ascochyta rabiei, 6804 nucleotides long. RefSeq lists its product as uncharacterized. The transcript has 3 exons. The record is from RefSeq and is a predicted model, not a curated record. NCBI's taxonomy places the organism in Eukaryota, Fungi, Ascomycota, Dothideomycetes, Pleosporales, Didymellaceae. Bases 1 to 6804 code for a protein of 2267 amino acids.